GGGAUCUCGUGGGAAGCUCGAAAGUUCCUUCACUACGACUUGUCGGAUCAGUAGCUUACAUCUACCGCCCGCCAGUAUGCAGGAAGGCGGGACCGAGGCGCUAGCAGCACCGGAGGUGAACUCCAAAUAGACAAUUGAAGGAGGAGGAAUGCGAACGCUCUCUGGUUUUCUGGUCGGAUCUUCACCGCGCGUGUAAGAGGAUACACAGUGGGGUGGAGGCGCCACGAAGGUUGGAGAAGGGGUAUUAGACGGGUAAUUGCUAGCAAGCGUAACCAUGGCAGUCGCUGCAACUCGUGCGUACGUUUUGUUACAGUCAGCAGCGGCGGCGGCGGCAGUGUCGGAUGGCCUGCAGACCUGUUCGGUCCCCGCAAGCAGGCAGAUCUCGUCGUGCCAGACUGCCACGUGUCAUGGACUAAUUGGACGACAGGAAUGGCGUUCCUCGCGCUUCGGGGCCCUUCGCGCCGUCUCUGGUGUCCCGCGCUGUCCUUCUGUUUUCUUGGCGGGAGAACAGCUGUCGAGCGCGUCGGGAGCGGGGUUGGAAGCUUGCCCGUUCCUGCGGAAGCGGGGAAAUGCCCAGCGAACAAACAGGCAGCUCCCACGCGUUCGGAUGGAGGCGAGCACGACAGCGACGGGCGCGGAGCCCGCUCCUACCUCCUUGGGUGAAGAAGAGUCUCAGCCGCCAUCUCUCGAGCAAGACUUGUCGCCAUCGCCGGCCUCAGAUGGGAGCACCUUCAGCAAGCGUAGCGAUGCCAGCAUCAGAGACGAAGCUCGGCAAAGAGAUCUCCACGAAGAAGGCAACAAGUUUCAUGCGAAAUACAUCCCGUUUUCUCCUGGGAGGGCGACAGAGGAGGAUUAUUCUUUGGAUGAGGUCAUCUACCGGAGCAAAUACGGUUCAUUGCUUGAUGUGCAGCAUGAUAUGGAGGCACUGGGGCGGUAUGAUGCUCAGUAUUGGAAAGACCUGUUUGAUUCGCGCGUUGGAAAGAGCCACUGGCCGUAUGGUUCAGGUGUAUGGAGCAAGAAGGAAUGGGUCUUGCCGGAGAUCGACAAUGAUGACAUUGUCAGCAUGUUUGAAGGAAAUUCCAAUCUGUUCUGGGCAGAGCGUUUUGGGAAGGAGGUCUUAGGAAUGAACGACUUGUGGGUGAAGCAGUGUGGGAACAGUCACACAGGCUCUUUCAAGGAUCUCGGAAUGACUGUGCUGGUCAGUCAAGUGAACCGACUUCGAAAGAUGAAGAAACCCUUAGUUGGUGUUGGCUGUGCUUCCACGGGCGAUACGUCAGCUGCGCUGUCAGCAUACUGCGCAGCUGCAGGAAUCCCUGCAAUUGUCUUCUUGCCUGCAAACAAGAUCUCUAUCGCGCAGCUGGUUCAACCGAUUGCAAAUGGUGCACUUGUGUUGAGCAUUGACACAGAUUUUGAUGGCUGCAUGCGACUUAUUCGUGAAGUGACUGCAGAGCUGCCAAUCUACCUGGCAAACUCUCUGAACAGCCUGCGGCUGGAAGGUCAGAAGACAGCUGCCAUCGAGAUCUGCCAACAGUUCAAUUGGGAUGUCCCCGAUUGGGUGAUUGUUCCAGGAGCAUCAGGACCAUAUGUUGUGUUUGAUGAUGAAAUGGUAGAGAAAUUACCCCUCGACGAGUUUGAAGGAGGAGUUAAUGGCGAUAAUGAGUCUGGAAAGGGUGGCGUCAUUGUCGUAAUGGCCAACAAGGGAGGCUAGAGUCGGUGGAAGAAGAAGAGGAGGCCUCACUCGUUCCCUGAGCAUCCCGGCAUAGCGUUCGGGAAGCCGUGGGAGAAAUGAAUAUGACACGUGAGG
Molecule: messenger RNA, 1804 nt
Organism: Chara braunii
Lineage: Eukaryota; Viridiplantae; Streptophyta; Charophyceae; Charales; Characeae
Source: the annotation of a GenBank genome assembly